This is a messenger RNA of Rotaria sordida, 1200 nucleotides long. The record is from the annotation of a GenBank genome assembly. Lineage: Eukaryota; Metazoa; Rotifera; Eurotatoria; Philodinida; Philodinidae.
AUGUUGUUUGAUAUUUUACUAACAGUUUCGAAUGUUGUAGAAACAAAACCAGUAAAUGAACAGCAUGGUUAUUGGAAACAUAGUAUAUUUACAAUUAUUGAUUCAUCUCAUAUUUCAACAUUUAUAAUUGCUCUUAUUCUUAUUAUUUAUGGAAGUUUACGAGCAUUAGAUCAAGAUAAAUUAAAAGAUUCUGUAUCUUCUUAUAAUAAAUUCUUAUUUGAAUCAUCAACAAAUGAACAAGUUUCACAUUCACAUGUUAUUGAAACAAUGCAUGCUAUUGCUCUACCUCUUGGUGCAUCAUUAUCAUUAAUGAUUAUGUUCUUUUUUUUUGAUUCACUUCAAACAGUAUUUAUUAUUUGUACAGCAAUAUUAUCAACUAUGGGUUUUGCUUAUCUUCUAAAACCAUGUUGUCAAAUGAUACUUCGUCCAUGUUCUGAUAAUACAAAAAUAUCUUUUGGUAUAUUUGGUCGUUAUACAUUAUCAGAAAUUCUUGCAUUCAUUUUAUCAAUAAGUCUUGUUUUUGUAUGGAUUAUUACUGGACAUUGGUUAUUUAUGGAUGUUAUAGCAAUAGGAUUAUGUAUAUCAUUUAUUGCUCUUGUUAGAUUACCAAAUUUAAAAGUAUCAGCAUUAUUAUUAUUUGGUCUUGUUAUAUAUGAUGUUUUUUGGGUAUAUUUUUCUCAUUAUAUAUUUACAACAAAUGUUAUGGUUAGAGUAGCAACUAAAGAAGCAGAAAAUCCGUUAACAACAAUUGCAAAACGAUUAAAUUUUAAUGAUUAUCAUGCACCAAGACUUUCAUUACCCGGUAAAAUUGUUUUUCCGAGUAUGCAACAACAAGGUCGAUUUUCAUUACUUGGUUUAGGAGAUAUAAUUAUGCCUGGACUUGUUCUUUGUUUUGUUCUUCGUUUUGAAUCUCGAAAGCGAGCUAAUAGUUUACAUAAUAAUGAUCCAUUAUCAUUUAUUAAUCGUUUAACUUAUUUUCAAUGUUGUUUAAUUGGUUAUUGUGCAGGUUUAUUAGCAGCAACUAUUUCAUCAGAAGUAUUUAAAUGUGCUCAACCAGCACUUUUAUUUCUUGUUCCAUUUACAUUAAUACCAUUAUUAUUAAUCGCUCAUUUAAAGGGUGAUCUCAGUUCGAUGUGGUCAGAUCCAUUUGAUGAGAAUAACGAAAUUUCAUCUUCAUCGUGCAAAUUAUUGAAUGUUUAA